Messenger RNA from Plasmopara halstedii, 2910 nucleotides. RefSeq names its product hydroxymethylglutaryl-degradative. Gene Ontology annotation, biological process: coenzyme A metabolic process. The record is from RefSeq and is a predicted model, not a curated record. The transcript is spliced from 2 exons. Bases 1 to 2910 code for a protein of 969 amino acids. Gene Ontology annotation, molecular function: hydroxymethylglutaryl-CoA reductase (NADPH) activity. NCBI's taxonomy places the organism in Eukaryota, Oomycota, Peronosporomycetes, Peronosporales, Peronosporaceae.
AUGACCAUCCAGCUAGCAAACAUCGGUGCGGUCUCAGCAUUAGCGACUCCUAAGACGGAGCUCGAUGCGAUGCUAAAUCAGACUCUAGAAUUACUGCAUAAAGUUCUUAAGAUGUCGCUGGGAAUGGUGCGUGACGAUGCGCUGCAGAACAAGGUCGCACAAGUGGCCGCGCUUGCUGCGCAGGUCCAACGCCAGUGUAUGAAGUCUGUCACCAAGCACUUUGAUCCGUUGCAGCCAAGUCAUAAAAUUAGUGAUGGGUGGGGAGGUACCACCCAGCAGCAGAGUGCAGCGCCCCAGCCAUCAGUAUGGUCUGGAUUUUAUAACAAGACGCUACGAGAACGGUUCGAUGUGCUAACGCUGAUGUAUCCGCACUUGAUAACGCUAAAGACACAGCAAAUAUCAGAUGGUGCCAUCCACAGUAUGCCGCUUUCCGAUCCGGCGGCCAGGCUAGGCGAACUGCCUUUACGCACGGCUAAUCUUAUGAUUGAGAACUGCAUCGGUGUGCUUGGUGUCCCACUCGGUCUCGGUCUUAAUUUUGUUAUUGAUGGUAAGAGUUUGUCUAUUCCUAUGGCCGUGGAAGAACCCUCGGUGGUGGCGGCUGCUUCUAGCGCUGCCAAACUGGUGGCUACUGCUGGAGGUGGCUUUAAAACUGCAACUUCCGGCAGCAUCAUGACGUCACAGAUCCAACUCUUAGAUACGAAGGAUAUUCCAGCGGCGAUUGCAGCGAUCAAAUCUAAUCGCGAGCGGCUGCUAGAGAUUGCCAAUAAAACACUUUGCCCGAACAUGAAAAAACGUGGCGGCGGUGCCGUGGAUAUUUAUUGCCGCUUGAUCAGCCAGGCUGCACGCACUGCUGUUAUUUCUGCGACUUGCAACGCCUGGUACACUCCAUGCGACGAUGAAGUCGUGAUCAAUGCUUCUGAAGCAGAUACGCAAUUUCUGGUCGUGCAUAUCGAUGUUGACGUGUGCGAAGCCAUGGGAGCCAAUAUUGUCAAUACCGUUGCAGAGGGUCUAUCAGAGGAAGUGUCAAAGAUCACACACAGCCGUGUGGGUCUACGCAUUCUUACAAAUCUUUGCAUGCAACGCCGGGCUCGUGCGGAGUUUGAAAUUCCGUUGAUGAAGCUUGGCUGGAAGGGAGUGGACGGUGAAGACGUGGCAAGUCGCAUCAUUGACGCCUACAAUUUUGCCGCUAUUGACCCAUACCGCGCUGUGACCAAUAACAAAGGAAUUAUGAAUGGAGUUGACGCUGUUGCUAUAGCUACAGGACAGGAUUGGCGCGCGAUCGAGUCUGCUGCGCACUGCUAUGCCAGUCGCUCGGGACAAUAUACCUCGCUCUCUCACUACGAAAUUGGAUAUGCCCAUAAUGGAUCUCGGACGCGUGUGCUGCGCGGUAUCUUGGAAAUGCCGAUUGCUGUCGGAUCGAAGGGCGGUGCACUCAUGACCCACCCAGGAUAUGCCGCUACUCACGUAAUUUUGCAGCAACCGACGGCUCGUGAAUUGAGUGGAAUAAUAUUGAGUGUCGGUUUGGCGCAAAAUUUUGCUGCGAUCCGGGCUAUUGCGGUGACAGGAAUUCAAAAGGGCCACAUGGCUCUUCAUGCCCGAAACAUCGCAGUUGCUGCUGGUGCACCAAGCGAGUUGGUGUCAGAAGUGUGCAGCUACAUGUUGCUGCGUAAAGCUAUUAACAUGGAGACAGCUAAGGAGUAUCUGCAUGCGCACGCUGUAUUCUCUGAGAUUCAGUGCAAUUCUCCACCGAUUUCUCUUAUCUCAGUGCUACCAUCGAUGUUCUACGUUGAAAUUCCAAUUCCAGAGCUCAAAAAUACGAUAAGUCUGAAUAUUGCUUUCGAAUCGAUUAAUAAGCACCCGCAGUACAUCGCUAUCAUGGCUCCAAGUGCUACUCGCAAGGACGACAAGAUGCUGACAGCUCUUCAGCAACAGUUGUUGGGUGAUAAAGGCUACAAUCAGCUAGAAAAAAUGUUUCUCUUUCUGGCAUCCAUGCGCUCGAUUGUCAAAUCUGCUUCAAAUUCCGACAGCGAGCUGCUCGUCUCGCGGUCAAAUAUUGAACUGCAGAACAAGUUGCAAUUGUUGUCUAUCCUCAUCAACAUAAUCGCAUACCGUUUGAUGGAAAUACGCCCCCACAAGGUGCGCACGUUCAUGCGACAGCUAUUGGAGGCAAGCAGUGUAUCUGUCAAAGGAUCAAAUUAUGGUGAGGUGCACGACCUGGACGCCAGGUUUCUGCACAAUCUCAUGGUAGAAAAUGUAAAUCCUGAUGACGAAAUAUUAUCGACAGGUUUGCCACUGUUCCUCGCAUUGUGGCAAGUAAUGCACUACCAUAUCGAACAGGACGUGCCGCACAAAUUACUGCGUACGCGCCUUGUGAAGAAGCAGUGGGCACUGUUAAACGACAUUGUUCGGAGUUAUGAGCUGGGAACGCUUUUCAUUGAUAGCAACAACGCUACAGAGCGAUCGCUCGAGGAAAGUUUUAUGAAAUAUGUUGCCGUGCAGGCUACUCGUUGGCAAGCGACGAUGUUGCUUUUAAUCGAUUCUUUAGCACUAGCCUCUGAGUUAGUGACAUCAGAUCGUUUGGAUUUUCUUACUUGUAUUGGUGAGUACUUGGAGUGGGAAGGUUCCAUAGCACACGAUCUGGCGCGUUACCCGCGUGACGCUACCGAAUGCGUGCCCAAUGCAUACUUAUUCUGGCUUUCUCAGCGUGAAAUUCCUCACUCGCAGGGCAAAGAAUACGAGAGUGAAUUUCGUGGCGUGGCAAACACCUUGGCUGCUGAGAAAUGGGAACAGUUGUUACAAAAAGCGCGACGAGACUCGUUAGCUGCUUCUACGUUCUCAUUGCCAGCGGUGGAACAAGUUAUUGGUCUUAUACGCGAAAUUUAUGGCGAUCACAGCCGCCGCUGCGCUUGA